Messenger RNA from Quercus robur (English oak), 450 nucleotides. RefSeq lists its product as uncharacterized. The record is from RefSeq and is a predicted model, not a curated record. Bases 1 to 450 code for a protein of 149 amino acids. The transcript has a single exon. Lineage: Eukaryota; Viridiplantae; Streptophyta; Magnoliopsida; Fagales; Fagaceae.
AUGUCCGUAGCUCGGCUUCCCACCGAGAGCAAUGAUCCGAAGCCCAAAAAAGCCAGAGUGGAAAUCCGACCAGUCUUGGGCUUCUCGGACGAGGACAAAAUCGGAACCAUUCAACCCCACAACAAUGCUCUAGUGGUCACACUCAGGAUAGGAGCGUACAAUGUAAAAAGAGUGUUGGUAGACCAAGGUAGCGUUGUCGAGGUCAUGUACCCUGACCUGUACAAGGGGUUAAGAUUAAAACCCAAGGACCUGACAGCCUACAAUUCCCCUCUGAUUAGUUUUGAGGAGAAGACUGUUAUUCCAAAGGGUCAAAUCAGACUACCCAUACAGACUGGUUCGGAAGUGGUGGAGGUAAACUUCAUCGUGGUGGAUGCCUAUUCUCCCUACACAGCUAUUGUGGUUAGGCCCUGGCUCCAUGCUCUAAAAGCCGUUUCAUCCACCCUGCACUAG